AUGAUGAAACGUUGCGACAUGGUGUUUGAAGCAGCAACAAGAGGAGGGUGCAAGGAGCACCCACAUGAUAAGCAAUCACCUGGUGUUUGUUCCUCUUGCUUGAGGGAAAAGCUCUCGCAGCUAUACAACACCAACCCUAUGAUUGAUCCUCUUUCUUUUUCUCCUGCUUCGCCUUCUUCACCUGCUUCUCCUCAUCAAUCUUUUUCUUCGAGUCGUGGUGGCCACCGUAGACCACGGUUCCGUCGAAACGCUUCGCUGGCGGCGGCGGCGGAAUCCGGCUCCUGCGUCCAGGGCUUGAACUUGAAGAAGAGCAAAUCGCUUGCGUUUGCUUCGAAGAACAGAGGGAGAGAGAGGGAUGUGAAUGGAAGGAAGAAAGAUGGGUUUUGGUCAAAGGUGCUCAAACUCAAGAAAAGGGACACACGAGACUCCAUCGUCACUUCUAAGACUUGA
This is a messenger RNA of Sphenostylis stenocarpa, 450 nucleotides long. NCBI's taxonomy places the organism in Eukaryota, Viridiplantae, Streptophyta, Magnoliopsida, Fabales, Fabaceae. The record is from the annotation of a GenBank genome assembly.